Molecule: messenger RNA, 738 nt
Organism: Actinia tenebrosa (Australian red waratah sea anemone)
Lineage: Eukaryota; Metazoa; Cnidaria; Anthozoa; Actiniaria; Actiniidae
Product: coiled-coil-helix-coiled-coil-helix domain-containing protein 2
Biological process (GO): mitochondrion organization
Cellular component (GO): mitochondrion; nucleus
Source: RefSeq, a predicted model, not a curated record
UUCAUUAGUGCGCCAUUAUUGAAAGAAGAGGAACGAAAAAGAAGUAUUUUUUUGAUAAAAAAAAUAAUAUAUCAAAAUGCCAAGAGGUGGAAGAAGAUCGAGUGGCCGAUCGUCUCCCUUAUUUAGUAAGCCUUCUCCUAAGCCAUCUUUACCAGCUAAACCAGCUCCAUCGAGUGUAGGACGACCAGSUCAACCUCAACAACCUGGACUAUUUGGGCAAAUGGCGUCCACUGCUGCUGGUGUUGCCAUCGGMUCUACUGUGGGCCAUGUUGUUGGAGGUGCCUUAAUGGGAGGCCAUGGUGGUUCAGAACAACAAGCAGCAGAACAACAAAAUAUGUCAAAUCAACAACAGAAUCCAUGUCAUUAUGAGCUUCAGCAGUUUGUGGAUUGUGCCCAGAACUCAAGUGAUAUGUCUUAUUGUCAAGGSUUUAAAGAAGUGCUAAAACAAUGUAAAAUYGAUCAUGGUCUAGCAUGAUAUCAUUUAAGUAUGAUGAUGACAAAGAAGAAAAAUCACAAGGAUGAAUCUGAUUGGAAAAACGUGAAGAGAAGGGCAGAAUUACACCUGUACCAAUAUCAUAACAGCAAUAUUAUCUCUUGUUCUUAUUUGAAAAAAAUUCAAUGGCAGUUCUCCUGACUUGAGAUCAAUGAAAGAGCUUAUGUUGUGUGCUUUAUAUACUUUUAUACUGCAAUUGUUGCUGGGCAUCUUAAUUCAUGUUGGAAUAAAAAUGCUUAAAAAUA